AUGCAUGUGGAUUUUCUUUCUGCUGGUGGAUGUAGUUCCUCUACAUUCAGCGACGUCGACAACAAUUCAGAACUGAUUAGGGCAGAUAGAGAUAGUUAUGAAACUGAUGGAAAAGAAAUUGUUAAACCUCUUCUGUCCGAUGGGUGGGAGAAUGUUUUUGAUGAUCCGAACAAGCUUUUUCGUGGUGGUGUUGAUGCUUUUCGGUUGGCCUGUCAAAAGUAUUGUUUGAAGACUGUUGCUAUUGAUUCUACUUGCGAUGUUUUUAGGAUAAAAAAGUAUGUUGGGAGGCACACUUGUGGAGCUGGUGUGAAGUUGAGAAGUCCUAAAGUAUCGAAGAAGCUGGUACACAACCUUAUUCAUGAUCGUGUGAUGCACAACCCACUUAUCAAGCCUCGCGAAAUUGAAGAUUAUAUAAAAGUUGGUGUUGGUGUUAAUAUCAAAUAUCACCAUGCAUAUCAUGGUUUGGAACGGUCACACCAUGAAAUUUUUGGGAACGAUGUAAAGUCUUACUCUGACCUGGUUUGGUGGGUGAAUUCAUUGAAAGAAACAAAUCCUGGCUCUUGUGUGGAUUUUCAGUUUAACGAUGCAACUCAGACAUUUGAAAGGUUAUUCAUUGCAAUAGGCGCUUGUAUUGAAGGUUAUAGACUUUGUCGACCAAUGAUUUUUGUUGAUGCAACUUUUCUGACCGGGAGAUUUAGAGGUACCCUUAUGGAUGCUACUUGUCUGAAUGGGAAUCAAGGUUUUUAUCCACUAGCCUUUGCAUUGGUCCCAGGAGAGGAUGUUGACAAUUGGGAUUGGAAAUCGGACGAGAAGUACAAAGAAGUUAUGGCUUGUUUCAAAAAAGCAACUUAUGCUCUCACACCAGCAAGAUAUGAAGAAGCACUAAUGGAAAUGGAGUUAAUGGGAAGGCCUGGGGUUGCUGAGUAUUGUCGAAAUAUGCCUAGGGAACAUUGGUCCAACGCGUUCUUCACUGGCUGUAGAUUUGGUCAGACUACAUCAAGCGUUGCUGAGUCCUUCAAUAAUUGGAUUCGGAAAGACAAGAGGUUGCCUGCCUGCGCCCUCGUUGACAUGAUCAGGUGUUCUUUUUGUUCCAUUCAUUGGUUACGCGUUAUGGAUUUGAUGAAUGAACGUCGCGAAAUGAGUCUUUUGAUGGACCCAGAGAAGCUCACUCCUACCUACGAGGCGUUACUUAAAGAACAUAUUCAAAUUGGUCGAGUUUGGAAUGUUACUCAGUCAUCUGCGUAUGAGUAUGAAAUUCAUUCGCCUAUGUUGCAUAUAUGUACUGCUUUUAAGUUAUUUGUGCUGAAAAGCUUUUUACGCACCUGUAGGUCUCACACUGUUGAUCUGCUGAACAAGACUUGCACCGGCCAAAGAUGGCGUGUUUAUGGUUUUCCAUGCUCUCAUGCUACAACAUCUAUUUCUGCCAAGGGUUAUCGAUACGUAGAUUAUAUCGAAGACUACUUUAAAGUUACAAAUUUUUAG
Papaver somniferum (opium poppy) is the source of this 1482-nucleotide messenger RNA. RefSeq lists its product as uncharacterized. The record is from RefSeq and is a predicted model, not a curated record. The transcript has 6 exons. Lineage: Eukaryota; Viridiplantae; Streptophyta; Magnoliopsida; Ranunculales; Papaveraceae. Gene Ontology annotation, molecular function: zinc ion binding. Bases 1 to 1482 code for a protein of 493 amino acids.